UGCUGCAGCUUUAUCUGUUAUAUUCGAGUUAUUAGGCGUCAUUAUGUUAAGGAUUUUGAACAUUUGUUGGCCCGGAGAAAAAACUCUCCAAAUUUCUAAGUGUAACCCAACCUCUCUAAAAAUUAGACUAAUAACAUCCAUCUUUCACAUUUGUGGAGUCAUUAUAGGCUACAUCCUGAUGCUCUGUGUCAUGACGAUGAAUGUUUGGAUACUUAUAUCAAUUUUACUGGGGACCUUCGCAGGCCAUCAUUUUAAGCAAUCAAAUAGAAAAGAACAAACAGAGGUAAACCACCUUAAAGAAAGUGAUAACCACAUUGGAAUACGAUCAAAUAAAGAAACAAGAAGUGAACAAUGUGAACUAUUUCUUGACGCGGAGGAAGAACGGACCGGAUCACAUUCAGAAACAGAGCCUCUCAAAAAGAAUGGUUGUGAAACUUGAAUAAUAUAAUUUCCGAAAUAAUUUUGGAAAGUUCUAGAGCAGUUCAAAGUGCAAGCGGAUGGAAUUUACUCCCAUUUUUGAAAUUCCAUAGCUGGGUCACUUGACAUAGCAUUUAGUGUUUACACAAGCGUUCGAAAGAAAAAAAACCUACAACGUUUAACAUCUGUGUUAUAUCUUGUGUAUGAAGCAUUGUAAUAAUUUGUAUUUGAAUUUUAGAUAGUA
Molecule: messenger RNA, 661 nt
Organism: Saccostrea cuccullata (small rock oyster)
Lineage: Eukaryota; Metazoa; Mollusca; Bivalvia; Ostreida; Ostreidae
Exons: 2
Coding region: 44-439 (131 amino acids)
Biological process (GO): copper ion transmembrane transport
Cellular component (GO): plasma membrane
Molecular function (GO): copper ion transmembrane transporter activity
Source: RefSeq, a predicted model, not a curated record